UGUUCCCUUUCAAAAGCAUUCAUUCUCGGAUCAAGCAUUGUUCUAAAAAAAAAAAUUGUGGUGUCUCUGCUUUUUCUAAUCCAUGAGACCAAGCAGCGCAAUUUUUGGUCAAGGACUAUUACAUACCUUAUAAUUAUAUUUCAAAUAUACGUCCAAUUAUAAGCUUCUUGUCACAUCAUAAUAUUAUGCUUAGAAUUUGUUUACACUAGUAGAGAUUUUGAAACAAUACACUAGCAACUAUUAUAACAAACACAAAUAUAUAACAUUGCUGAUUUUUAUCCUUAAACUAUAUUUGUGAGACACAAGACAUCAUUAACAACAACAAAAACAACAGUAACAGAAAAGGAAGAAGAAGAAUAAGAUGUCAGGCUCAAAAGAUCCAUUAGUGAUAUCAUUCGGCGAGAUGCUCAUAGAUUUUGUUCCUGAUACAUCUGGUGUAUCCUUGGCUGAAUCUUAUGCUUUCAUCAAAGCCCCUGGUGGUGCCCCUGCCAAUGUGGCUUGUGCUGUGUCCAAACUUGGUGGAAAUGCUGCCUUCAUCGGCAAGGUAGGAGAUGAUGAGUUUGGAAGGAUGCUAGCUGACAUCCUGAAGAAAAAUGGGGUGAAUACAGAUGGUGUUCUUUUUGACACAGAGGCAAGAACUGCAUUGGCUUUUGUGACAUUGAGGAAAGAUGGAGAGAGGGAGUUCAUGUUUUAUAGAAACCCUAGUGCUGAUAUGUUACUGAAAGAAUCUGAAUUGAAGAUGGAUAUGAUUAAGAGUACAAAGAUAUUCCAUUAUGGAUCCAUUAGUCUUAUUUCAGAGCCAUGCAGAUCUGCUCAUAUGGCUGCCAUGAAAGCUGCUAGAGAAGGCGGUGCUUUGUUGUCCUAUGAUCCAAAUGUGAGGCUCCCUUUGUGGCCUUCUGCUGAUGCUGCUAGGUCUGGAAUCAAAAGCAUUUGGAAUGAGGCUGAUUUCAUCAAGGUAAGUGAUGAUGAAGUUCAAUUUCUUACACAAAAAGAUCCUGAGAAUGAAGAAGUUGUCAUGUCUCUGUGGCAUGACAAGUUGAAGCUGCUUAUUAUCACUGAUGGAGAGAAGGGUUGUAGAUAUGUCACUAAGAAUUUUAAAGGAAGGGUAAGUGGAUUCUCAGUGAAGGCAAUUGACACAACUGGUGCUGGUGAUUCUUUUGUUGGUGCACUUCUCAGAGAUGUGGCAAGAGACACUUCUAUAUUUGAGGAUGAACCAAAAUUGAGAGAGACAUUGACAUUUGCAAAUGCCUGUGGAGCAAUGUGUACAACACAGAAGGGAGCCAUUCCUGCACUUCCAACUGCUGAAGAGGCUCAGAAAUUUAUUUCCAGCUCUAAAGCCAAAUAAGAACUUGCAAAUGCUUUGAAAUUUGAUGAUGGUCCAGAGGACUAGCUAUAUUCAUUUUCAUUUGAGAGUUUUUUCCUUUAAUAAGACCUUCAUACAAUGACUUAUAAAGUGUUGUUUCUAUUUAUGAAUAAUAAUAAACAACUUAUUUUUGUUUCUUA
Messenger RNA from Medicago truncatula (barrel medic), 1503 nucleotides. Its product is annotated as probable fructokinase-5. Gene Ontology annotation, molecular function: fructokinase activity. The transcript is spliced from 5 exons. Gene Ontology annotation, cellular component: cytosol. Bases 362 to 1345 code for a protein of 327 amino acids. The record is from RefSeq and is a predicted model, not a curated record. Gene Ontology annotation, biological process: fructose metabolic process. Lineage: Eukaryota; Viridiplantae; Streptophyta; Magnoliopsida; Fabales; Fabaceae.